CAAACAUUCUUCGUGUCAGAUCCUUAACUUGUAAGCCAUCGAGGUGUUCGCGUAGUGCAAACGAACAUUACCUACAUUUCCUAUCCUUUCUUUUCGAAUUCUAACUCUCUCCCUCUCCCCCUCUCUUUUUUUUCUCCCGUACUCUCUCUUUCUUUCUCUUUCUCUUUCUCUUUCUUUCUCUGUGUCUCUCCUUAAUUUCAUGAAAUUAAAUUAGAUUCGAUCAUGAAAUCGAAGAGGAAGGUACAUCCGCUUGCAUAACGCUAUUGCACGCAGUGUUUUCGCAAUCGUCCUCGUAGUUUGCUGUCUCCCGUGAAUACUUUCUAAAAAGAUCUUCCGGACACGCGCGAUAAUGAAGGAUCAAGAAGAAUCCGAGCCUACAUCACCAAUCUCUGAGACUACAUGCAAGAGCAUUGGUUUUCAACGAAUCGAUCUCGUACUGGAUCAUCCUCAGAAAGUAUAUUACUGUGGGAACAAAAUUACUGGAAAAAUUAAUCUCUACCUUGACGAGCCGGUUGACGCGAUUGGAAUCCGCCUAAAAUGCAAAGGAGAAGCCCAGGUGUAUUUUACCGAUCGUUCGGCAGGAAUAAGGCGCAAAUUCUCGUCGGAUGAAAAUUAUUUGCACGAGGAGUUCUACGUCGUAGGAGAGAGAAAUGUAAAGAACACGAUAACCGGAGGCGUCUACCCGUUCAGCCUGACACUUCCGGAAAACUUGCCGUGCAGCUUCGAAGGCCGCUACGGACGUGUGCGCUAUUCAAUUAGGGCAUUGUUGGACAUAACGAGCGUCUAUCGGUUUUCCACCAAUAUUAUUCCAUUCACCGUAGCACCCACCCUCGACCUUAAUCGAGAUUCUCUCGCACCGCUACCUGUCAGCGAGAAACAAUCUAAGGUUUACAUGGGUCAAACUGAAUCACUUAACAUGUCGAUGUCAUUGCCAGUAAGAGGCUACGUUCCAGGACAAACUAUACCGAUUCAAAUAUUGUUAAAAAAUUAUUCUAAUGUAAUUGUUAAAAAAUUGCGAAUUGUCUUUAAAAAGGUUAUUAUGUAUCAUGCUACAGAGAAAUCUAGGAAACAUAAAGAAAUAGUAGUUGAAAUCGAACAACCGACCGAUAAAAAUUGCGAAUCAUACGACAUCGUGUUUGACGUACCGGCUGUGCCACCAACUGGAAUGAUUCAUUGCAAUAUCAUUGAUGUUUUAUAUACCCUUAAGGCCGAAGCUUGCGUCGACGUGAGCGAAUGGUAUUACAGAAUGUUUCAAAAAAAUUUAAAACUUCGAACAAAAGUGAUAGUUGGUACAAUACCUCUUAGAAAUUACGAAGAUCCACAAAAUACGUUAUCGUUGCCUGUCGAUACUUUAUCAUCAAAUGUUAUGAAUACUUCGGAAGCAUCUUAUUUAAAUGAAAAUGAGAUUUCAACAAAGGAGAUAGGAGAAACGAAUCAAUCAGAAGAAAUCUUACAAGUCUACGAAAAAAGUCAAAUAUAUCGAUCUUCAAAACCGGACCGAGACGAUCCCACAGGAGAUGAUGGUGACAGCGAUGGAGAGGUCAAACCAUAUUCCCCUGUGUACCGUGUGUACAAAUUUAGAAGUUCAACCAGAAGGAAGGAAGCUAACUAAAAACGAGUCGAGUGCCAGUUAACGGUAAACAGUAGUAGUACCUUUUGCUUCGUUGCUUUAUAAAGUCGACGUAACAUUACUACAAUAUGGCAAAUUUUAAACAGAGAAUCGAAUAUUACAUUUAAAAAGCAAAAUAAUUCAAUUCAAUUUCGAUUUUUCUUCCAUCGUCUAACAUCGUUCAGUCGAAUUGCGUUCAAUAAUAAAUCUGUCAUCGAUUUAUUCAUAAUGAAAGUAAAAUAACAUUGGAAAGUACGAUUUACAACAAAACGACCAAGUAUUUUUAAUACUUCUAAUGUAAAUGUCGAAAUAACAAAUAUACCCAGUGAAAUUUGGAACCCCAUUGGGACCAAACCACGGAAUCGUUAAAAUGUAAUUUUUCAAACUUUACAGCGAGCUCAUGUUGUACGUAUGAGAAUUAGAAACUGAUAAAACAUCAAAAAUUUACGUUUGA
Messenger RNA from Polistes dominula (European paper wasp), 2063 nucleotides. RefSeq names its product arrestin domain-containing protein 17. The record is from RefSeq and is a predicted model, not a curated record. Gene Ontology annotation, cellular component: cytoplasm. Lineage: Eukaryota; Metazoa; Arthropoda; Insecta; Hymenoptera; Vespidae. Gene Ontology annotation, biological process: protein transport.